Varanus komodoensis (Komodo dragon) is the source of this 3350-nucleotide messenger RNA. RefSeq names its product PWP2 small subunit processome component (gene PWP2). Bases 60 to 2801 code for a protein of 913 amino acids. Gene Ontology annotation, molecular function: protein binding. Gene Ontology annotation, biological process: ribosomal small subunit assembly; maturation of SSU-rRNA from tricistronic rRNA transcript (SSU-rRNA, 5.8S rRNA, LSU-rRNA). The record is from RefSeq and is a predicted model, not a curated record. The transcript is spliced from 21 exons. Lineage: Eukaryota; Metazoa; Chordata; Lepidosauria; Squamata; Varanidae. Gene Ontology annotation, cellular component: small-subunit processome; Pwp2p-containing subcomplex of 90S preribosome.
UCCGUGCGGCUCGUGCUUCUGCGUGCGUGAGGGCUGCUGCUAGCACGAGGGCGGUCGGGAUGAAGUUCGCUUACAAGUUUUCCAAUUUGUUAGGUACAGUCUACCACCGGGGAAACCUGAAUUUCACUCCAGAUGGAAACUCUCUGAUUAGUCCUGUGGGAAACAGAAUUACCAUCUUUGACUUAAAGAAUAACAAGUCUGAAACAUUACCAGUGGCAACCCAGUACAAUAUUGCAUGCAUAGGACUCUCUCCAGAUGGAAAUCUUGCAAUAUUAGUUGAUGAAGAGGGAGCUGCCUUACUUGUCAGCUUGAUCAGUAAAGCAGUGAUACAUCGUUUCCAUUUUCAGAAACCAGUGCAUAGUGUCUGCUUUUCCCCAAAUGGAAGGAAAUUUGUUGUCACAAAGGAUAAAGUGGCCAUGAUGUACCAUGCCCCAGGGAAAAAAAGAGAAUUUAAUGCAUUUGUCCUUGACACUACUUAUUAUGGUGCAUAUGAUGAAACAACAUGCAUUGCUUGGACUGAUGAUUCCAAAUGUUUUGCAGUAGGCAGCAAGGAUAUGUCAACAUGGAUAUUUGGAGCAGAACGAUGGGCCAAUCUGGUUUAUUACUCAUUGGCAGGUCAUAAGGAUGCAAUUGUUGCCUGUUUCUUUGAAGAACACAGUCUAGAUUUGUACACUCUCAGCCGGGAUGGAGCUUUAUGUGUGUGGGAGUGUGAUACAGAGCUAGAUGGUUUGAAAUCUAGACUACCGAAAGGUCAGUCUGAGGAUGAGGAAUCGGCAAAAGACCUAGAUGAUGAAGAGUUGACUGAAGCAGAGAAGGGCAAAGAGGUCCAUGGAAAAGUACAUGCAAAUGAAAAAGCACGCCAAAAGAAAGUGAAAUACUCUCGUAUUGCCAAAUACUUUUUCAAUAAGGAAGGGGACUUCAACUCCUUGACCGCGGCAGCUUACCAUAAGAAAAUUCACUUGCUAGUCACUGGCUUUGCUUCAGGAAUUUUUCACCUCCAUGAGCUUCCAGAAUUCAAUCUCAUCCAUUCUUUAAGCAUUUCAGACCAGAGAAUUGCUUCCAUUUCUGUCAACAGUACUGGUGACUGGAUUGCCUUUGGAUGUGCAGGUCUGGGUCAGCUCCUGGUCUGGGAAUGGCAAAGUGAAUCCUAUGUGCUGAAGCAACAAGGGCAUUUCAACAGUAUGGUGUCAUUUGCAUACUCUCCGGAUGGGCAAUACUUAGUUACUGGUGGGGAUGAUGGGAAAGUGAAGGUAUGGAACACCAACAGUGGUUUCUGCUUUGUCACCUUUACAGAACAUACUAGUUGUGUAUCUGCUGUAACAUUCACCUCCUCAGGCUAUGUCAUUUUGAGUGCUUCCCUAGAUGGAACUGUGCGUGCUUUUGAUUUGCACAGAUACCGCAAUUUCAGAACCUUCACUUCCCCACGACCAACCCAGUUCUCUUGCCUGGCUGUGGACUCCAGUGGUGAGAUUGUUUCAGCUGGUUCCCAGGACUCUUUUGAAGUAUUUGUAUGGUCAAUGCAGAGCGGCCGACUCUUAGAUGUGCUAGCUGGUCAUGAAGGCCCCAUCAGCAGUCUCAGUUUUAACCCAAUGAAGUGUCUCCUUGCAAGUGCCUCUUGGGAUAAAACAGUCAGAUUAUGGGAUAUGCUGGAUAGCUGGAGGACCAAAGAAACCCUGGCACUAAACACAGAUGUGCUUACUGUUGCUUUUCGCCCCGAUGGCAAUGAACUUGCAGUUGCGUCCCUCGAUGGGCAGAUAACUUUCUGGGAUCAUGAAAAUGCAGUACAGACUGGAUCCAUUGUGGGGCGACAUGACCUACAGAUGGGAAGAAAGGAGUUGGACAAGAUAACUGCCAAGCAAGCUGCUAAGGGAAAAUCUUUUACUACUCUGUGUUACUCAGCAGAUGGGCAGUGUAUUCUGGCAGGAGGGUUGUCAAAGUUCGUUUGUAUUUAUCAUGUCAAGGAACAAAUCCUUAUCAAGAAAUUUGAAAUAUCUUGCAAUCUUUCCUUUGAUGCAAUGGAGGAGUACUUGGAUCGUAGGAAAAUGACUGAAUUUGGCAGUAUGGCAUUGAUAGAUGAAGGAACUGGGGAUGAUGAUAGUGUUGCCAUCCCUCUUCCAGGAGUAAAAAGAGGUGACAUGAGUUCUCGACAUUUUAAACCUGAGAUAAGAGUCACCUGCCUCCGCUUCUCUCCCACUGGACGCAGCUGGGCAGCAACCACCACAGAAGGCCUCCUUAUUUACUCUUUAGAUUCUGGUCUUAUCUUUGAUCCAUUUGACUUAGAAAUUGACAUCACACCUGGCAAUAUACACAAAGUACUGCAUCAGAAGGAAUACACCAAGGCUAUUGUCAUGGCUUUUCGACUCAAUGAGAAGAAACUGAUUCAGGAGGUUCUGGAAACUGUGCCAUAUAAUGAAAUUGAAGUAGUCUGCUCUUCACUCCCUGAACUGUACAUAGAAAAGAUGCUUGAAUUUUUAGCUUCUUCAAUUGAGAAAUCUCAUCAUUUGGAAUUUUACCUUAUGUGGACUCAGAGUUUGCUCAUGCUGCAUGGAUGCAAGUUAAAAACAAGGUCAGGAAAACUGCUGCCAACUAUUCAGUUCCUUCAGAAGAGCAUUCAACAUCACUUUGAAGAUCUUUCCAAACUUUGUGACUGGAAUUGUUACAACAUGAAAUAUAUUUUGUCCAUUUCCCAACAACGGGGUAUAAAGCGUAGAGCAGAUGCAUCUGAAAAUAGUGAAGAUUUACAGAAUUUUGAAGACUGCAAUAAUGACUCUCUUAUGGAAGAAUCCGAUGUGCUUUCAUGAAAAAUACUUGUUGGAUUAAUUUUUGAGAACUUUUUUAAGCAGUGGUAUUUUUAAGCAGUGGUAUUCACUGAGAAUUGAGCAGCCCUCAUAGUGGCUUAUUUUGUACAGUUUAUUUGAAUUUGCAGCUUCUUUAUGCUGUUACAUUCAAACCAUGACUUUUUGCUUGCUUUGGAUAAAAUGUAUAAAAGUAUGGCAGUGGUAUUGCAGAUUGCCUCUUUCCACACAUGCACAGGACUUGCAUGUGUGUGCAUGGGUGGAUUUAGUUGGCAAAUUGCUUACAUUAUUUUUGAUAUAAAAACAUUGUAUAAAACUAAACAGUUAUGGGGAAAGGGUAAAUACAAGGACCACUGGGGUCUAAAAUUAACUGAAAGUAGAUUUAGAUCUGGAUGUGUACCAGAAAAGCAAGGCCUGUUUUUCAGUUAAAAUAGAAAGGAAUGUAAGUUCAUUGUCUCAUGGGGUUUCUGGAGACCAUUAUGUCAUCUAAUUACUUUUGGGAAGACUUGGUAUGUAACAGUGUACUUCAGUACAUUAAAAAAAUUCCAUAACAAA